AUGUUUACUUCUGCGCUAAUCGAUGAAGUCAUGGCCCAUCCUUACUACUCCCCAGAGGGGCUUGCCUUUGAGCAUCAGCACAAGCCAGAUGGUCUGCCAAUGGUCCAUCCCAUGCGGGAUGGGAGUCAGCCGGAUAUGCUGGACAGGAGCGUCGACUGCGUCAGUCCGUCGCAGGAGCUGGAUGGAAAGACUCGAAACUCGACCAGACGUCGUAUACAAGUUGCUUGUAAUCGUUGUCGCAAAAGAAAGAUCAAGUGCAGCGGUGAUGCCGGUGAUGGCCAAGGCUGCACCAACUGCCGUAUGUCAGGAAAUUACAACUGUCAGUUCUUACGGGUCAAUUCAUCAGCGUUGCAGACCAAGACCAGCGGAUGGCCGUAUCCCGUCAUGGGCCCUGCCGUGUCUCCGGCUCAGAGAUAUGGCGUGUGUCAGCCUGUGGUACAUCUGGGAUCGCGGACUGCUUCGUAUUCACGGCCAUCGGGCUAUGAUCUGGGAUCGGUCGACUCCCAGCAACAGUACAGUCGAGCGUCAUUCGCCGAUCCGUUGGCGGGAUAUGAGAUCGGGUCCUCUACGUACCAACCCCAAGCCCCGACCUACAUGGUUCCUGGUACUCCGCAAGGCGACUUGGCCGAUUUCUGUGGGUUCUCAUGGGCGUCGAAGACAUGGAGUCCGAGCCUCCACGCUAGCCGGGGAGCUAACGGGACGGUAUAUCCGGACCAAGAAUCGGAGAACUUGGCGCCGACUGCCUAUCCAUAUAUGUUUUCGGGACCGGGGUCAGUGGAUCUGCCACCAGCGGCACAAGUAAUACCCUCGAUGCCUUCUGAAAGCCAGGGGGUGGACCGAACUCUCCCGAGCCCUACCAGCCGAAAUUCAUUGCAGAUGGGUCUGCCGGCCUCGACCACAUCUCCCGAACCAAUGAUGGGCAUGACGCACGUACCGGACUACAGAACGAACGCCUGGACUACGAAAUGCCUCAAUUCGAACCGCAUCCGCACGCCGCUCCAAUUGACGAACGAAGGAGCGUUCACCACCAGUCCUGCCCGAACGAAGCCGAUCCCCUCCACAGCACAGGAAAUGGGCCUUGGGUUUGUGCCGACGUCGUCGCCUCUGAUCUCCGCAGGGGGGCCAUUCGCACCGCUCGACUCGGUAGACCCGGGGGAUGAGCUACGCAGCAACGGCCCCGGGCGAUUAGCGCGAACCUUCACGCACGACGCCCAGCGCCUCUUUCCCACGGAGUCCGGCUCCGACCUGUACGGCUACAGCAGCAGCGAGAAGCGACACCGCUCCGCGUCGGGGGAUUCAAGCUCUGUGGCGACCCUGAUCAAUGGAUUUCCCUACACGCGGCCCAAGCACUCGGAGCCGCAUCCCGGCGAGCCAUACAUCCCGGUCACACUGGACACGGCGCCCGACUGCCGAACGCCAUCUGGACUCCCUCGAGCAUCGAUGUCGGCGCUGAGAAGCCCCGAUGGUUUCUGA
This is a messenger RNA of Aspergillus campestris IBT 28561, 1473 nucleotides long. RefSeq lists its product as uncharacterized. The coding region runs from base 1 to 1473 and encodes 490 amino acids. The transcript has 3 exons. The record is from RefSeq and is a predicted model, not a curated record. Gene Ontology annotation, biological process: regulation of DNA-templated transcription. Gene Ontology annotation, molecular function: zinc ion binding; DNA-binding transcription factor activity, RNA polymerase II-specific. NCBI's taxonomy places the organism in Eukaryota, Fungi, Ascomycota, Eurotiomycetes, Eurotiales, Aspergillaceae.